Molecule: messenger RNA, 1101 nt
Organism: Osmerus eperlanus (European smelt)
Lineage: Eukaryota; Metazoa; Chordata; Actinopteri; Osmeriformes; Osmeridae
Gene: elof1
Product: elongation factor 1
Exons: 4
Coding region: 170-421 (83 amino acids)
Biological process (GO): transcription elongation by RNA polymerase II
Cellular component (GO): transcription elongation factor complex
Molecular function (GO): RNA polymerase II complex binding
Source: RefSeq, a predicted model, not a curated record
UCAUUCCAUACGUUAGAGUAACAAUGUAUUCAAGGAUAACCUGUUUGAUUAUUACUCACAUAUUUAGGACAAUAAUAAAGUAUAUUUCUCCUUCGCAAAAGGGAUCGCAUCUCAUGUUAACCUCGCCAACCUCCCGCUAGCCAGCUUGUCGCGCGCUCUAUUAUUGGAAAUGGGACGCCGCAAGUCAAAGAGAAAGCCGCCACCCAGAAAGAAGCUGACGGGGAACUUGGACACCCAGUUCACCUGCCCCUUCUGUAAUCACGAGAAGUCCUGUGAUGUCAAAAUGGAGCGCACUCGAAACACAGGGAUCAUAUCCUGCACUGUGUGCUUGGAAGAAUUUCAAACUCCCAUAACUUACUUAUCAGAACCAGUGGAUGUCUACAGUGAUUGGAUUGAUGCUUGUGAAGCAGCCAAUCAGUAACAGUGCUAACUCACCUUCUGUCGGACCUCCCUCCAUCCCCAACCCCUGUGAUUGGUUGCCCGGAUCUUUCUGUCCAGUUGACACAUCAGAACAUUUAGCAGUGAAGUAACAGGGAUAUAUUCUGUGAAAGGAGACAUUCAUCUUUGUUUUUGAAUUUGGCACUGGUGCUUUUGGAGUCUCAUCUCUGGCUGGGCCAGGAUUUGAACUUGUAGUUUAUGUGAUGAUGUUUGGAACGCAGACUAUUCCACGGUUCAUUAUUUGUGAUAGUCUGUGUUCGGGAAGGUUUCUCUACACACAAGUGAAGCUGUCUUGUACAAGAUUAUAAAACCUGCCAAAUUAAUGGGUUCUUGACCAGGCUUGAAAUGGGCCCUCAUGGAACACAUUUACUAGUAACUGUGUGAAUUAUUAAGCAUGUUUACACUUGCCAUCUCCCUUAUUAUACGGGUGAGGAGAGCAUUAUACACCACAUUCCAAUCCCUAAAUGUUUUCUACCUAUUUUAUUUUGUUUUCUAGAAGAACUCCUUUUGUUUGGUAGUUUAUUGUUUGUUUUGUCUUAAGCUGCUGUGAUGUCCUGUAAUAGAUUUUUAAUGAGUUAGCCUAUCUUGUCUAUACUUUUCAUGUUAUGAGUUUUAUCACAAUCAAGGUUUUUUAUAUAAGAAAUUAAAACCAGUGUCCAUUCA